Messenger RNA from Bactrocera tryoni, 1496 nucleotides. RefSeq names its product alpha-(1,3)-fucosyltransferase B (gene FucTB). Gene Ontology annotation, molecular function: alpha-(1->3)-fucosyltransferase activity. Gene Ontology annotation, cellular component: membrane. The coding region runs from base 1 to 1344 and encodes 447 amino acids. The transcript is spliced from 5 exons. The record is from RefSeq and is a predicted model, not a curated record. Lineage: Eukaryota; Metazoa; Arthropoda; Insecta; Diptera; Tephritidae.
AUGAGUUACUGGUGGCCCUUUAGGAGCAGAUAUUUGCCGCUGACGUUCGGAAAACGUGCGAUUUUGUUGGUUGCUUUCCUCAGCUGCUUAAUCAUUAUUUGGUACUUUGGGUGCAAUAGCCAUCCUAUAUGCAAGCGUGAUAAGCUGCCGCGCAAUGAUGGCAGCGCGCCAUGCAUUGUGCUUUGGUGGACCAAUAUUGGUGCUGAGAAAAUGACUUUCGAUGAUAUUCUAUGUGGCUACAACACAUGCGCUGUCACCAGCAAUCGCAAAUAUUUGCCACAGGCGAAGGCCAUACUUUUUUAUGCGAGCUCACUCAAUUGGCACGAUUUACCAUUGCCACGUCAGCCCGAACAAAUUUGGGCUUUGCUGCAUGAGGAAUCACCACGCAAUGUGUUGGAAUUUUUGUUUGAGGAAACGUUACAACAUUUCAAUUACACAUCGACUUUUAGUCGCUAUAGUGAUUUUCCGUUAACCAUAAAUGCACUACCCAAUAUAACCGAAAUAACCAAUCCGAAAUAUGUGGUGACAAUUGGUCGCAAAAAUGUUGCACGUAAUAAUCUUGCGCCUAUUCUAUUUCUACAAUCGGAUUGUUCCACAAUGUCAGGGCGAACAAAUUAUGUAGAAGAGCUAAUGCAGUAUAUUCCAAUCGACUCGUAUGGCAGUUGUUUAAAUAAUCGACAAAUGCCGGAGAGUUUACAAACCGAUUUCCUAAACAAACUAUAUACCGAGGAGAUGUAUCGCUUUAUCGGACAGUAUAAAUUUAUGAUCAGUAUUGAAAAUGGUGUCUGUGAAGACUACAUAACCGAAAAGUAUUGGCGUCCGCUGAUUGCUGGCACUGUGCCCAUUUAUUUUGGCUCACCAUCGAUACGAGACUGGGAGCCCUAUAAUCACUCAACAAUUUACAUAACCGACUACCAGAGUCCCAAAGAACUGGCCAAAUAUAUACUGGAAUUGGAUAAAAAUGACAGUGAAUAUGUCAAAUACCUACAACAUAAGUACAAUCAAAUCAUGCCCAUCACUAAUCAACGUUUAAUUGAAGAAUUCUACGUGCGCACCGAAGAAACGAUGUUUUUCACAAAAUUCGCUUGUCAAGUGUUGCAAGCAUUGUGGGCGCAAAAUGCAAAAACGAAAAUGGCCAAUCGCUUGCACUAUAAUUGCCCGUUGCCACUACCAUAUCCAGCGAUGGAAAGACCGCCCACUGAAAUACACUCCUGGAGCAGUCUUUUAAAGCGCGCGAAUUGCAUGGCGAAGAGCAUAGAUGAGUUGUUGCACAUAAAUCGGGUAUUUACCGAAGGAGAAUUACAUGAUUUGACGAAUGCGAAAAUAGAAAAUGAAUUGUGCUAGUGAUGAGUGGUUGAAAUUUGUGAAUUCAUGAGAGUAUAAUGAGGGAAAUUUGAUUGCGUGCGCGCAGAAAUGGAGCCAAAGAUAAAAUUUAUGUAAAUAAAAAUUAGCUUGGAAGCACAUAAGCGUAUAUAUAUAUAUAUAUGCAAAAUUAU